UCUCUUUUUUAUUGGUGCAUUCUUUUCUUUUCUUCUUAACCUCUGAUGCCUACUUUUUCCUUUACCCCCUUUUUUCCUGCCGGAUAAAUCGGUGCCUCUUUUGUGGGAUUUUUCUGUCUGAGGUUUUGCAGAGGUUUGGUGCUUCUUUUGGAUCCUGGUAACUCAAAUGACAUUUUUAUGUAUAUUGCUAGGAACCCUUAUAAGAUUAUGUCUGAAUGCUUAGCAUUUGAGUGUUGGUAGCAUUUGGAGUCCAUAUAACUGGCUGCCAAAAUGUGUCCAUUUCCCUUUCAAAAUAAACGACUGGAUAAAUGAGAAGGUUCUUGAGCAGAAUUUCUGAAAUUCACGGUGGUGAUGUAGAAGAGUUAAACCUGUAAUUAAGAAAUCUAUUUGUUUUGUGAAGAGUACUCCGAUGGAAGGAACUGAUUCUCGGCACUGGGAAGAUCUUCUACCAGAUGCACUUGGCCUAAUCUUCCACAACCUCUCUCUCCAGGAGAAAUUAACUGUGAUACCUAGAGUAUGUAAACCAUGGAGCAAAGCAGUGAUGGGCCCUUACUGCUGGCAAGAGAUAGACAUUGAGGAGUGGAGCAAUCGAUCUGAGUCGGGUGAUGUUGAUCGAAUGCUACGAAUGUUGAUUACAAGGAGCUCCGGUUCUCUGCGAAAGCUGUGUGUCUGUGGACUACAGAACGAGAAUAUCUUUGAUUUCAUUGCUGAACACGCUCGUUCUCUGCAGACCUUGAGACUUCCCAGAAGCGAAAUGUGUGAUUCAACAAUGGAAAAGAUUGCUGGGAGACUUUCUAUUCUAACUUUCUUGGAUGUGAGCUACUGCAGUAAAAUUGGUCCGCGCGCUUUGGAGGCUAUUGGAAAGAACUGCAAAUUUCUCGAAAGACUGCGCCGAAACAUGCAUCCACUGGAUGUCGAGGGUAAGCUUUUGCAGAACAAUGAGGCUUCUGCCAUUGCAACCACUAUGCCAAAGCUCAAGCAUCUUGAAAUAGCAUAUCACGUUGUCGAUACGAUAGGUGUUCUAGAGAUAAUCACUAGCUGCCGCGAGCUUGAAUUUCUGGACUUGAGAGGAUGUUGGGAUGUGAAAUUUGAUGAGAAGUAUCUCAAAGACAAGUUCCCGAAGCUGAACGUUUUGGGGCCUCAUGUGGUGGACCAGUAUGAGAAAAAUGCUUGGGAAGAUUGCUCAGACUACUCAGAUUCAUUAUAUGAUGAUUAUGAGAGUUCAGAUGGGAUGUGGGAUGAUGAAGAAAGCCUAGAACUGCGGUUUUAUGGAGGAUAUGAUGAAGCCUCUGUUUAUGGAUGGCCUCCAUCUCCUUGAGCUCCCAUACAGAAAAACUAGCUUGCUGGUUAUCUGCCCUUCAAAGUAUGUGUUGGAAUAUAAAGAUGUCUGCUUGUUGGAUGUAUGAUGGUAUAUUUGUCUUGUGAACUAUACAUUCCUAGUAAGUCCAGUACUGCUUAUGUGCACUUCUAAU
Molecule: messenger RNA, 1472 nt
Organism: Coffea arabica (coffee)
Lineage: Eukaryota; Viridiplantae; Streptophyta; Magnoliopsida; Gentianales; Rubiaceae
Product: F-box protein FBW2-like
Source: RefSeq, a predicted model, not a curated record